Messenger RNA from Protopolystoma xenopodis, 516 nucleotides. The record is from the annotation of a GenBank genome assembly. NCBI's taxonomy places the organism in Eukaryota, Metazoa, Platyhelminthes, Monogenea, Polystomatidea, Polystomatidae.
CUGUUUGCUCCUGUCCAGACACAUUCUCCCGGCGUCCUCGCCUCCGACGGCCCAGUCGUCAACGCCACAUCGGCCUCGGUUUCACACGAAGAGGCUGUCGACGGGGCGUCGAACUCCGCGAUGGCCGGCCAAGCCUCCGCGACAUCUUCGUCCGGCUGCAUGCUCACCUCCUCCCGCCUACUUCAUCUACAGACAAUCCCGGGGAUGCUGAUGACCGGGGCAGAUCAACGCAGCCUGCCACAGUUGAGGAUCAAAGUGCGCUACCAGUCGAUCGACGUUCUACCCCUUUACGCCUAUUGGUCCUUGCAUGCGUCUUCUUUGGUCUUGAUGGAAAGACAACAUCUCGUGGACUGCGUUCGCUCUGGACCUCAAUCUGGGCACUUUCGCAAAGCUGCAGACUUCUGGUCGGGUGGACUUUUGAAUCUAUUCAUCAAGCGUCUUCAUGUGAGGUUCACAUCACCUCAACUUUGUGACAUUAUUUUUCGUUCACAAGGUGGGUUUCGAGACUGCCAGUAG